Acipenser ruthenus (sterlet) is the source of this 5509-nucleotide messenger RNA. RefSeq names its product serine-rich coiled-coil domain-containing protein 1-like. The record is from RefSeq and is a predicted model, not a curated record. Bases 307 to 2898 code for a protein of 863 amino acids. Lineage: Eukaryota; Metazoa; Chordata; Actinopteri; Acipenseriformes; Acipenseridae. The transcript is spliced from 10 exons.
UCAUGAGCCGGUUGCUGGAAGGAGGUGUGAGUUUCUGGGCAGCGUCACAUGUCUCUGCCUUCACAGAUACGGAAGAGGCGGAGAAGGAGACUCCCGUCAUUGAGGUAACACAAACAUUCAGUGGAAAAUACAUCGGCGGACCUUUAAAUCCAACCAUUGAAUUUUUUGUUUCUCAAAAACCGUGUUAUGGAUUACAGUCUUUUCUGGAUACAUCAUUGCAAUUUGUGAGACCUAAUAAUCAGACAAGGAUAUUCUUCUGUUAUAAAGAUAGACUGCUGCCUGCUGAAACACUAACUUAAUGCUCUGAUGGCCGGACGCUCAACUCUAGUUUCCAGGUUGCCAAUAUUCAGACGGAGCACGGGCAAAAAGCAAGACUCCUUGCCGUCCUCUCCCUCCUCUGGCAAUGCCAAUGGCGUUCACACCUCUUCCCCGUCCAGCACCAACUCCAGCUCCAGCAGCACAGGCAAGCGCAGGAAUAUCUUUCGCAGCUCUUCCAUUGGCUUCCACAGCAAGAAGCACAGCAAUCACAAACUGGACACUGUUGAAGCUGUGGAUCUCAGCCAGCACAAUGGCAGCCAAGCUGCAGACUCCAGCUUCCAGAAGGUGGACCUAGAGGAGAGUAUCAAAUCCAAGUCUAGGCAUUCAUUUGGCUUUGGAGGCCACCGGGGCAAAAAGAUUACCAGGUCUCAGACAGAAGACUUUGAGAAGGGGAAGGAGCAAGCGACUAACCGAAACGUGUUUACAAACUGCAUCAGUUCGGGGACCAACGAAGGGGAUGACUCUGGCUUUUUAGAUGAUUACAGCAAACGUUCCUCCAAACACUCUAGUAAAAAACUGCUGCUGCCUAAGUCAUUUUCUUCACACUACAAACUUUCUAAGCAGUGCCAGUACACAUCUGUUGUGGAACAGCCCAGAGACAUAGCUAAAAGUGCAGGAAUGGAGCCUACCAAUGUAGGGACCCCUGGGUCUUGUCCCGGUGAGAUUGCUGAAUGUUCAUUGCAGUCACCAAUGCUUUCAACUGACCACACUACGGCUCAUACUCCCUCUGAAUUCAUCCCGAUAACUGAAGACUCAGUCUCGGAGGCGGAUGUAUUGCCCAAUUGUAGUCCUGCAGUGAGCCACGUUGAUAACUUUGGCCAUGACGUUACUACCUCACAAGUUUUCAUAAACCAAGUUACAUCAAUAGUAGGAUCAAACUCUUUGCUGUGCAAAGAAAAUAGUCAUCAAGCAGAAACUAGCACUGUGAAUACAGAGAGUGCAGUAACUGUUCUGAGAAAAGAUUUCACUAUACUUGAUAUAGAUGAGGAAUCCUUAGAUACAGAUGAUGGAAAAGAGAUCAGUGGACAAGAAGAGAAAGUCCAAGUACAUGCACAGGUUCUGGAGGUUACCAACCCUGAAAGCGAUAACCCACAGAAGAUUCCUAUUGACCAAACUGAAGUGAGAGUGGGUAACAAAACCAGUGAUGCAAUAAUGAUUCAAGAAGCAUCACAAGUCAUUGUCAGCCUAAAACCAGACCUCAAAACAUGCCAUCCAAGGAAUACACAUGCAGUUGCUCUUGCUAGCAGUCUGAGUCCAUACCGGGAUGUCAUUCGCAUGGAGAGACGCUUGAGGUCCUCUUCAGAAAGCACUGCUGGAAGCGCCAGGUUACACUUGAAUUUAAGAGAUGUACAUACUGGAGAGAUCAGUAGCCUUCAGAAACAGAAAGCAAAUUCUUCAUCUUCCAAAUUGGAUAGUCUGGAUGUCUUGAAUAACCUCGGCUCCUGUGAGCUGGAUGAAGAUGACCUCAUGUUGGACCUGGACUUCCCAGAAGAUCAGCGACAUCGCUUCGUUUGCAGAGAGGAUUCAAACCAGUCGAUUGCCUCAUGUUUGGCACUGAUGCACUCACCCAUGGAGACAUCUAUUGAUAAGAUUCCAGGAAGAGACCCAAAAGCCCUAGACACAACACAUGGGGCUAUAUCUGUCCAGUCUCAAAAGGAUAUCCAUCUAGGGGACUUCAGACCCUCUUCCAGCUGCCUUCCUGGAGUUCCUCUCACUGACUGGUGUCUCCCAAGGGAAGAUGAGAUUGGAGGUCUUGAAGCCUUGCCCUUUAGGUUGAUGAUGCAGGACUGCACUGCAGUAAAAACACUACUGCUGAGGCUGAAGAGGAUACUGCAGGAGCAAAGCACAGAAAUGAGUCCUGCCAGCAGCAUCCAUUCCCUUCCUGUGAGCCCAGGCACUGAAAAACAACUUCUGUCUAAGGAUGUAACGAAAGAUGAACGCUCCUCGCUCAUGCUACAGCUAAAAGAAAAAGACGACUUGAUCUUGAAGCUUCAGGAUGAGCUGGCAAAAGCGCAGAGUUUGCAAAAAUCUGUUUCCCACAGAAUGGACAAAUCUACACAAACGGAAAUCAUUGGUCAUGAUGCUAUAUGUCUAAACAGACCUAUGAACCAAAACCUCAACUCAAGGGACAGAAGGUUAGUGCAUACUCUCAUAGAGGACCAAUUUAACCGACCAUCUUCAGACAGACCAGUCACCUGCGAGAGCAAAAACUGCCAGGCACCCAGCUUGUAUUUCAGCAACCUUUUGAAACAACGAGAGGCCUCGCAGGCACCCCAGCACAAGACUGCUGUACCUACCGCCAGUCUCACACACAACAACCGAAGCAGCCGCUCCGACAUCAGCAGUCUCUACCGGAGCAAAAGCAAUCAAGUGUCUGACACAGAGAGAUUUCCGGUUGUCUCUGCUUGUCAGAGGGAGAAGAUUACUUUGCCCAAGCAGCACUCCACUUUCAAAGGCAGGCUUGGACAACCUCCAAGGGGACCUCUCUCCUUGCACAUGUACAGCAGGAAGAAUGUCUUUCUUCAGCACACUUUACAGACUGCAGAGCUGCAGGGCCUCAGCCCACAUGAACUGGAAUGAAAGUUUUCUCACUCAUCCCUUUCUACUAACUCAUAAAAACAAUGUGAUUAAGGCAUGUGGGAAAUGCUUCUGUGUUGUAAUUGCCAAGCCUCCUGUCACUUCUUCUCCUUUUAAUGUUAUCAAAAUCUGCCGUUUCUCCUUCCCCCUAUAGCAAGAAAAACAGAUUCCUAUGUUAAUAGUUGCCGUUUAUGGCACAAUUGCUAAUAUUACAGAUUCUACCCAAUACAAUUUGACACUAGGGGGCAGGGGGUUAAAGCAGACUUGUAGUAAAAUCUAAAUUUUUGUGGCACGUUUAAGGACUAUCGUAAAAGUCAUGUAUAUGAAAAUAUGUUUCCAUUUAAGCUUAGUUUGGAUUGUUGUUGUUGUUGUUGUUGUUGUUGUUGUUGUUGUUGUUGUUCCAAGUGCUAUGAUUCACUACUCUAUUAAAUUAUUUGUACAGACACAUGCUAAAAUGGAUGCUGCUCUGUUGUUUAACCAAAUUUAUAGAAAAUAUAUUUGUACAUUGCCCUUUUAACAAAAGACCAAAACUGAGCAGUUCUAUUUGAGCCAAAAAGCUCUGUUUUAACCCUUUCCCCUAAUUACUACUAUACCAAGAAUGAGCAGUUAAAUAGAGUUAGCAAAACGUCACCAGCAAAGAGCUGCUAAAAAUUGUAAUCGCAGGCUGUCCCUGGGUGAACAGCUUUCUUUACUGUGCAUUGCCCCUUGUCCUAUCAAUAGCCAUUUAAAAGGUGAAAGGUUUAAAGAUGAAUACUUCAAUGUUAACAGCAACAGCAGAACGAUAUUUAAUUGUAGGAAGAAUAAGUGCUGCCAAAACUUUUUAACUAGCUUUUAAAAAAAUAAAAAAUAAUAAAAACAUUACGAGAUAUUUGGACCCCUUUUUGUAUAUCUAAAGUGAGUUUGUAGGUAAGUAAUGAUACAUUAAAAAAGUGUUAAUUCUAUUUAAAAAAAUUAAGAAAUCUGAAAAUAAAUGCUAAUUCAUUCCAAACAUUUUGAUAAGGAUGUCUGCGGUACAAAAAAUUAUGCAAAUGUGGUUUCUAAGAAUAUAAAUUACUAUUCUUAUAUGUCUACAUCUUUUAAACAUUUUGAGGUUUUGAUAUACAAAUGUGUCUACAGGUACUUGGUUUAAUAGAAAGCACAUGUAGUGUAUACAGAUAAUUUACUUGCAUACACUAAUAUACAUACUUCAAUUGAACUUAUUUUACAAGCUGACACAAACAAGUUAUUUUUUUUUAACUAGUCUCAAGGAACUGGAAAGGAACAGCAAUCUGUUCCUUUCCAGUUUCUAAAGAGAGUAUUUAAAAGUGCCAUAGCAACUCUGCGCAAAAGGACGUUUUGAGGUGAAGGAAACUCUCAAGUAAAAGCCGGCUCUCUCAGGUCUUUUGUUCCAGUUUAACAAUUCAGUGGGGAAUGGUGAAUUGCCUAAAGCAACUUAAUUUAUAUUACAUUUUAUUCUUCAGAAAACUAAAAAAGGUAUUUAUUGGAACAUAGAAAACGGUACUUUAGCCCUGCUCUUUUAGCCCUAUUAUAGCCCUUCUGUUGUUAAUGACCCCAUUAUUUUUAACUUUAAGGUUUUGUUAAAACCAUUAAAUCUAAUUUCUAUUAAAUCUUCUUGCAACAUCUGUUAGUUAAAUUCUGAAAGCUACAGUAUUUACUCCACAUCAUCAUUGUGCAGAAAGGAACCAUGCACCCAACAAAGUUACAAAAACAGAAAACAACAACUCAUUUAAAUUAGCUGUCUGUAAGUAGACAAGUCUGUUAUAUCUAGCAAACACUUCAUUACCCAAACAGGUGCAAUCAAUGGCCAGAUCAACCUGUGGCAAAUAAAAAACAUAUCACAAGCGAUCUUUCAGUAUUCUAUAUAUAUAAUAUAGAGAUUACAGAUUUUAAUCUUAGUUAAUCUUGGUUUUAAUUGCAUAUUUAAUUGAUACAAUUACUGCAUCCAUCUCCAUUUUGUUUGUGUUAUUACUGAUGCUAUUAUUAUUAUUUUACCAAUCACAAGGACUAUGAUUUCCCAGUCUUAUGUCAGUAUGGCCAGUCUUCAGACUUUAUCAGGUGCUUAGUGAUGUCAUUGAUGAUGUCAUAUGUGAUGUCAAGUGUGACAGGAAACAUACACAUAAGGUUGCAGAGUUAAGGUUGCGUGGCUACCUUAACUUGCAACUUCCUAACCUUUUGGACUUUUGCAAUCCAACCUUAAUGUUACUUUAACAGAGUUUUUGCCACAGAAUUUCCAUUGUUUUGCAGAAGGCAUCCUGGAAAAUCAAACAACCACAUCUGCCACAUAAUGCAGUGGUGAAAACACAACUUGAGAUACUAAAUAGCACAGAAGAAAGAGACACACAACAAGUAUGUAAAGGUUUUUUUAAAAGCCAGAUUUAUUGACGCCAAAUCAAAUGAGAAAAAUGUUAAUCCCUGCCCCUGAGGCUGGAGAGGUAGGGAUAGCAAGGACUGUACCUGAGGCUGGAGAGGUGGGCACAGCAACGGCUGUUUGGUUGGGUUUACCUCCCUUUUUGAACUGGUUGUAAAAUCAACUUUAAACCGUACCUUCGUUCAAACCUUAGCUAUGUCUGCGUGACACUGAAUUCAACUACAGUGCCUUGCGAAAGUAUUCGGC